Messenger RNA from Pararge aegeria (speckled wood butterfly), 1119 nucleotides. RefSeq names its product mpv17-like protein 2. The coding region runs from base 216 to 908 and encodes 230 amino acids. Gene Ontology annotation, biological process: mitochondrial ribosome assembly. Gene Ontology annotation, cellular component: membrane; cytoplasm. The record is from RefSeq and is a predicted model, not a curated record. NCBI's taxonomy places the organism in Eukaryota, Metazoa, Arthropoda, Insecta, Lepidoptera, Nymphalidae. The transcript is spliced from 3 exons.
AAUACAAUUUUGAAGUUUGUUUGUAUAAUUAUUUAGGUUAGAUUUAGAAUGUUUAGAAUAAUGAAUUUAGCAAUAAUAGCCUCUAAACAUUUAAUAUUUACUUAGAAUAAUAUAUUAUUCAAUAUUAGUGUUAACAUUUCGAAGCAGAACACCAGGAAAAAAAAAUAUUCUGAUAAUUACCAGGCCUAGGAUAUCUAUGGCCAUUUAGUUGUUGAAUGACUUGGAGAAGAUUAAUAAGAAUACCAAUAAAACUUUACAAACAAGUGAUUUAUAAUAAAAUGCAACACAUACCAGUUAUAUGGCGAGGACUAGCCAGCAAUGUACGAACAUAUAGCGGUUUUUCAAGAAUACGACGAGUAGUUAAAGUGGCUUUUAGUGAUAAAUAUUUGUUCUAUACAAAUGUCACUAUUUCACUAACAUUAUCGUCGGUUGGCGAUGGUAUGGAACAAAUGUAUGAAUUGUAUACUGGCGAAAUAGAGGAAUAUGACCCCAAACGAAAUAUGCAUAUGGCCUUUUCUGGAAUAGGUGUUGGCAUUUUAUGUCAUCACUGGUACAAAAUACUAGAUAGAUUCAUAAUAGGGAAAUCUUAUGACAUGGUGGUGAAAAAGCUUUUGCUUGAUCAACUUAUUUUUUCACCAAUUAUGAUUGUUACAUUCUUUGGUAGUUUAGCUAUUUUUGAAAAGGAGCCCUUUUCAGAUUUUAAAAAAGAAGUCAGAGACAAAUUUAUUACUUUGUAUAGAGCUGAGUGGAUGGUUUGGCCCCCUGCUCAGGUUAUCAACUUUUAUUUUUUACCAACUAAAUACAGAGUUUUGUAUGACAGCACAAUUUCUUUAGGGUAUGAUGUUUACACAUCGCAAGUUAAACAUAAUAAGUCAUUAAAAACUGUUACCAAAGAUGUAGUAUCAUAAUGAAGGGGUUAGGAAAUAAUAAACAAUUUAUUAUAGGUAUAAUUCUUAUUUCUUAGCACAAUCAAGUCAAUUAUGUAUUAUAAUUUAAAUAUUUAGGGAAACACUGUAAAUAUAGUUUACAAUCUACAUUCUAUACUCAAUAUGCAGUUGGACUGUCCAUAGUGUACAUAUAAGUAUUUUAUGAUGUCUUUAUAUUUAAAAAAUAAACAUU